Messenger RNA from Homalodisca vitripennis (glassy-winged sharpshooter), 673 nucleotides. RefSeq names its product 39S ribosomal protein L43, mitochondrial-like. The record is from RefSeq and is a predicted model, not a curated record. Bases 140 to 673 code for a protein of 177 amino acids. Gene Ontology annotation, molecular function: structural constituent of ribosome. NCBI's taxonomy places the organism in Eukaryota, Metazoa, Arthropoda, Insecta, Hemiptera, Cicadellidae. The transcript has 4 exons. Gene Ontology annotation, biological process: mitochondrial translation. Gene Ontology annotation, cellular component: mitochondrial large ribosomal subunit.
AAAAGCCAAAGUGAAGCUAGUCUGUGGUGGUGUAGCAAUUUUCGUUUAUUGUGUUUUAAUUUUUAGGUUAGGUGGCUUGGUUUGGUGAAGUGGACGGUUUUCUGAUUUAUAUGUAAUAUUUCGUUAUAGCUGUAAAAAUAUGUCAUACUCACAUUUAUUCAUGAAGUCAAUGUAUCCCCGAGCUCCAUUGAGAAAUGGGGUCGGGAGGUACGUGUGUCAAUUGCAGAGGUUAACAUUGAAGUUCUGCAAAUCCCAUGGUGGUAGCAAAGGCAUGAGGGAAUUUAUUGAAACAGAUCUAAUAGAUUUUGCUAGAGACAAUCCGGGAGUUGUAGUUUAUCUGAAGCCAAGACGUCACAGGACUCCUUGUCUCUGGGCUGAAUACUUGAACGGUGGUGAAGAAUACAUAGGAACAAACAACAUGUCGAAGGAGGAGAUAGCAAAGUGGAUACAAUGGAUGAGGACCAAGUCCGGGUACCAGGAUACGCGUUACCUCAGCUACUGGCACACAGAUAGCCCCACAGUACAGGGAGUGUGGAGUCCCUUCACUCAUCGAGAUCCUGCUCUCAACUUGGCUACCUUCCCCAUGACUGAGAACCCAAUGGCAGAACGCCAAGCCCCUACUGCCACAGAGCUGUUUGAUGGAAAUGUACAAACAGCAACAGUCCCAACAUAA